Molecule: messenger RNA, 945 nt
Organism: Psilocybe cubensis
Lineage: Eukaryota; Fungi; Basidiomycota; Agaricomycetes; Agaricales; Agrocybaceae
Exons: 8
Coding region: 1-945 (314 amino acids)
Biological process (GO): peptidyl-serine dephosphorylation
Cellular component (GO): FAR/SIP/STRIPAK complex
Molecular function (GO): protein serine/threonine phosphatase activity
Source: RefSeq, a predicted model, not a curated record
AUGGCUCCUUUUGAUCUAGACGCGUGUAUUCAGCAGUUACUACGAAAACAACUACUACACGAAGUCCUACUGCGAGAAAUAUGCGAGAAAACAAAGGAGGUCCUUAUGCGCGAGUCUAAUGUCGUUCAUGUUAGCGCACCGGUGACUGUGGUCGGUGAUAUUCAUGGCCAAUUCUACGACUUGAUAGAGAUAUUUCGUAUAGGAGGAUACGCACCGAACACAAAUUACCUGUUUCUCGGCGACUACGUGGAUCGUGGUUUAUUCAGCGUUGAAACAAUAUCCCUAUUAACAUGUCUCAAGCUUCGGUAUCCAGAUCGAGUGCAACUCAUCAGGGGGAACCACGAAUCGAGAGCAGUCACACAAACGUAUGGAUUCUACACGGAAUGCGUUCGGAAAUAUGGUUCCUCUCAUGUCUGGACUUACUUCACGGACAUGUUCGAUUUUCUGACGUUGUCGGUUGUUAUUGACGAUCGGAUAUUUUGUGUUCAUGGAGGCCUUUCGCCUUCGAUACAUUCCAUUGAUCAAAUUAAGGUGGUAGAUAGAUUUAGAGAAAUUCCUCAUGAAGGCCCAAUGGCAGACCUGGUAUGGUCGGAUCCAGAUCCAGAGAAAGAGGACUUUGCUAUCUCUCCAAGAGGUGCUGGAUAUACAUUUGGAUCUGGAGUGGUAUACAAGUUUCUAGAUCAAAACAACAUGUCGCAUAUCCUUCGUGCCCAUCAGCUUUGUAUGGAAGGGUAUUCUUCACUGUUCGACAAACACCUUUCGACUGUAUGGUCGGCUCCGAAUUAUUGUUACCGCUGUGGUAACUCUGCGAGCAUACUUGAAGUCGGCCCAGGUGGUUCGAUGUACUUUAACGUCUUUGAUGCUGCUCCUGAAAAUGACAGAGAUGGACCCAAUCAACAGGCUGCCCAAAAUGCAGCAGGGAAGCUCCCGGAAUAUUUUUUGUAA